AUGGAUGACCUUGAAGAAAACAGGGGCAAAGAAGCUGUUGAAGAUGCUUCCACUGGCCUCCUUGCCUCUCUCGAUGGGACUUCAGAGCCCAAGCCUACGACUGAUCCGCUCCAAGCCAUAGCAUGGAUGACUAUCAACACUCUCGCGACAGUCGGCAUAGUCUUCACCAACAAGGCCAUAUUCUCGGAACCGCUGUGGAAGAAAUCUCAACUUACGUUCGCUUCCAUCCACUUUCUUAUGACUUGGUUUAUGCUGUUCCUACUCUCGCGAUCGCCAAUCGGCAUCUUUGUGCCUCGUCGUGCCCCUAGGCUGCACCUGAUUCCUCUGGCUGCCGCAAUGUGCUUCAACGUCAUUCUGCCGAACAUGUCUUUGGCCUACUCCACCGUCACAUUUUAUCAGAUAGCGCGAAUACUGCUGACACCAACGGUUGCCAUCAUGAACUUUGUCUUGUACAGCCGAGUUCUUCCUAGAGGGGCUAUUCUCUCUCUAAUCCCUGCCUGUCUAGGAGUUGGCAUGGUGACAUACUAUGAUUCCAUUCCCCUAGACGACGAAGCCAUCAAGACAACCUCUGCGUUGGGAAUUGUGUUUGCAUUUUCAGGCAUCUUCGCAUCUUCUCUAUACACGGUCUGGAUUGCGGGCUAUCAUCGGAAGCUCAACAUGAACAGCAUGCAACUCCUCUAUCUUCAGGCGCCAAUGGCCUGCUUCUUGCUCCUCUUCUUUAUUCCACUUGUCGACAAAGUCCCGAAUCCACUAUAUGUGCCAUCUCGAUUCAGCAAAGGAGCACUUGUUGUUGCUUCCACGGUAUUUGCUUCUCUCGUCAACAUAUCUCAAUUCUACAUUGUGGCGCAAACCGGUCCUGUCUCGAGUACUGUUGUUGGCCACAUCAAGACCUGCACCAUCGUCGGACUUGGGUGGGCCAUGUCCGGUCGUGCGGUUAGCGAUAAAUCCGCAGUUGGAGUUGUAAUAGCAGUGGCAGGCAUCACUUCAUACUCCAUCGUAAUGCUAAGGCAGAAGAGAAUGAAACAAGAUGGAUCUGGGAUUGUGGCCAAGGGUAAAAUGUGA
Messenger RNA from Trichoderma virens Gv29-8, 1062 nucleotides. RefSeq lists its product as uncharacterized. Gene Ontology annotation, cellular component: Golgi apparatus. The record is from RefSeq and is a predicted model, not a curated record. Bases 1 to 1062 code for a protein of 353 amino acids. The transcript has 4 exons. Lineage: Eukaryota; Fungi; Ascomycota; Sordariomycetes; Hypocreales; Hypocreaceae. Gene Ontology annotation, molecular function: antiporter activity.